Molecule: messenger RNA, 1045 nt
Organism: Rubroshorea leprosula
Lineage: Eukaryota; Viridiplantae; Streptophyta; Magnoliopsida; Malvales; Dipterocarpaceae
Source: the annotation of a GenBank genome assembly
UAGUCUCUUCGGUAGCUGCUACCCGGCACAGAAUCCCGAGGAUGAGUCCGAUCAAGGUAGUCAUCCUGAAACAUCCUGAGAUUUCAUCGGCGCCACUCUCCGAAGAUCUGCAGACAUUUUACUAUGAGCAGACGUUCGAUCACUUCAAUUAUAGGCCUGAAAGUUACAUCAAAUUCAAACAAAGAUACGUGAUGAAUUUCAAGUAUUGGGGUGGACCAAAUGCACCCAUUCUAGCAUAUCUCGGACCGGAAGGCAGCAUUGACGGUGAUCUUCGGGGUAUUGGGUUUUUAAAUGAAAAUGCCCCCGGGUUCAAGGCUCUCCAAGUAUACAUUGAGCAUCGUUACUAUGGACACUCAAUUCCAUUCGGAUCAAGAGAAGAAGCAAUGAGAAAUGCAAGCACAUUCGGUUAUUUCAACUCAGCGCAAGCCAUUGCAGAUUAUGCGGAAAUCUUAUUACAUAUAAAGAAAAAGCUGCAUGCCCAACACUCCCCAGUGAUUGUCAUCGGUGCAUCAUAUAUAUGGAGGACACCGUUGAGUAAUACUUCUGAGCUGGUGAACUUUCUGGAACUUAUUUACGAGGGCGCAGCUCAAUAUGAUUCGCCGCCCAUUAACGUGGUCUGUGGAGCCAUUGAUGGAGCUUCUUCUAACGAUAUUCUAAGCAAAAUAUUUGCAGGCGUAGUUGCUACAUAUCCUGAUUGGCCAUGCCACGUUAAUAAGCCGACUAACAAGUCAGAAACAGACCUAUCUUGGCCAUGGCAGGUAUGCAGUGAGAUGGUGGCUCCUUUGAAAACGGCGGCAAUGAUACAAUGAUUCCAUUGCUGGGACGUAGGUAUCUCAAGCGAGAGUGAUCCGACAUGGUUGGUGAAGCAGCGAGAAAAGGAGGUCAAGAUCAUUAAACGAUGGCUUGCUAAGUACUACCGUGACCUUAGAGCAUUAAUCAAACGUUAAUUUAUGUGAUCGACUUUUUAUUUUUUUUGGGAGACAUUUUUGAUUAAUUGUUAUUUGUCUCUCUCUAUGAUCAAUUUUAAUGAACUUAGUUUAUGCCA